Molecule: messenger RNA, 441 nt
Organism: Rubroshorea leprosula
Lineage: Eukaryota; Viridiplantae; Streptophyta; Magnoliopsida; Malvales; Dipterocarpaceae
Source: the annotation of a GenBank genome assembly
GCUUAAGCUAUGUUUUUUUAGCUUGGUUUAAGUGUAAAUUAGCUUGAACUUGGUUGUUGUGACUUUGGAGAAAAUCCCGUGAGAUUAGCUAUGGUUUUGCAAAUUUGGAAGUUGAAGUUACUGUUCACGGUACUGUUCACGGUACUGUUCACGAUUCCUGAUCGUUCUAUCAACACACUGAGAUCGAGUCUUCGGUUUUACGCGAGUGAGGAAGCGAAGUCAAGGACGAGGAAAAACAAGGGGAGUGACGAGGUAGAAGGCUAGCCAUUCUUAUUGAAUAUAAGUUUUAGAUUUUAUUCUUGAGAUUUUGUGAUUUGAAUAAGUUCCGACCCUUGUGCACUUGUGGGACCCGUUUCACGAGUGCAUGGUGUCUGCCAGGUCCUUGGAUUUGGGUUCUGGGGCGUGACAUGAAAUUUCAGCUAAUAAAAUUACUUUUCAGAA